Molecule: messenger RNA, 4471 nt
Organism: Arvicola amphibius (Eurasian water vole)
Lineage: Eukaryota; Metazoa; Chordata; Mammalia; Rodentia; Cricetidae
Gene: Asph
Product: aspartate beta-hydroxylase
Exons: 24
Coding region: 203-2437 (744 amino acids)
Biological process (GO): peptidyl-aspartic acid hydroxylation
Cellular component (GO): membrane; endoplasmic reticulum
Molecular function (GO): protein binding; peptidyl-aspartic acid 3-dioxygenase activity
Source: RefSeq, a predicted model, not a curated record
GUAGCUGAGCCCUCUUGGCCGCCGAGGGAGCCGCAGGCUGGACGCACGCGAGCUUAGCUGCGCCGCCCCACGCUGGUGCAAAUAUUCUGAGGCGCGGUGAGCACGGUGGAGGCUGAGGCUUUGCUUCAGAGUCGCGGAUACCCAGUGUCCCUAGCGCACUCAGCAAGGCCCCCGUCCUUUGCAGUCCCCCGAGCAGCUCGCGAUGGCCCCGCGCAAGAACGCCAAGGGCGGCGGCAGCCAGAGCAGCAGUAGCAGCAGUAGCAGCGGCAGCGGCUCGGGCAGCGGUAGCCCGAGCACGGGUAGCAGCCGUAGCAGCAGCAGCCCCGGGGCUCGGAGAGAGGCGAAGCGCGGAGGACACAAGAACGGCAGGAGAGGAGGGAUUUCCGGCGGCUCCUUCUUCACUUGGUUCAUGGUCAUUGCACUGCUGGGCGUCUGGACGUCCGUGGCCGUCGUGUGGUUUGACCUUGUUGACUAUGAGGAAGUUCUAGGAAAACUAGGAGUCUAUGACGCAGACGGGGAUGGAGACUUUGAUGUGGGUGAUGCCAAAGUUUUGUUAGGACUUAAAGAAAGAUCUACUUCAGAGAGGACGUCCCCACCAGAGGAGGCCGAGCCACCAGCUGAGCUGGAGAAGCAGGCUGCUGAGGGGCCAGAAAUCCAGAAUGUUGAAGAUGAAGUAAAAGAACAAAUUCAGUCCCUUUUCCAGGAGCAAGAACACACAGAAUAUGCCCCGCAGCCGGAAGCAGAUGCAGCAGCAGGAGAGCCACAGCCAGAGGCUGAGGACGUCCUCACAGCGACUGAUGGAGAGGACAGAUCUGAGACCCUGGAACCUGGGGCAGUCCAUGAAGAAACUGAGGAUAGUUACCAUAUGGAAGACACUGCAUCACAGGACCAUCCAAACGAUGUGGAAGAGAUGAUGAAUGAACAGGAAGACUCAGGUCCCAGGGAAGCAGUAACAGAUGCUGAUAAGAUGCAGCAGGAUACAGAGGAAGCAACACACCAAAAUCAUGAUGUACCAGUACAUGAGCAUUUAGAAAAUGAAGGGAUAGAGAUUUCAGAUAAUGCCAUAGAAGAUUCUAGCAUCAUUUCAGAAGAAAUAAGCGUCCCCUCUGUGGAAGAACAGCAAGACACUCCACCAGUUAAGAAAAAGAAGCCUAAACUUCUGAACAAAUUCGAUAAAGCAAUCAAGGCUGAGCUUGACGCUGCAGAAAAGCUCCGGAAAAGGGGUAAAGUCGAGGAAGCAAUGAACGUGUUUGAAGAGCUGGUUCGGAAGUACCCCCAGAGCCCACGAGCGAGAUACGGCAAAGCACAGUGUGAAGACGACUUGGCAGAGAAGAGGAGGAGCAAUGAGGUUCUGCGCAGGGCCAUCGAGACCUACCAGGAGGCGGCCAGCCUGCCCGAUGCCCCCACAGACUUGGUGAAGCUGAGCUUGAAGCGACGGUCAGAAAGACAGCAGUUUCUAGGUCACAUGAGAGGCUCCCUGCUUACCCUCCAGAGGCUAGUUCAGCUGUUUCCUAGUGAUACGGCAUUGAAAAACGACCUUGGCGUAGGAUACCUCUUGAUGGGAGACAAUGACAGAGCCAAGAAGGUUUACGAAGAGGUUCUGAACGUGACACCCAAUGAUGGCUUUGCUAAAGUGCACUACGGCUUCAUCCUGAAGGCACAGAACAAGAUAGCGGAGAGUAUUCCCUACUUAAAGGAAGGAAUUGAAUCUGGAGAUCCUGGUACGGACGAUGGCCGGUUUUAUUUCCAUUUGGGGGACGCCAUGCAGAGGGUCGGGAACAAAGAGGCCUAUAAGUGGUAUGAGCUUGGGCACAAGAGAGGACAUUUCGCCUCCGUGUGGCAGCGGUCCCUCUACAAUGUGAAUGGCCUAAAGGCUCAGCCGUGGUGGACGCCCAGAGAGACUGGCUACACGGAGCUGGUGAAGUCUUUAGAGAGAAACUGGAAGUUAAUCCGCGAUGAAGGCCUCAUGGUGAUGGAUAAAGCCAAGGGUCUCUUCUUGCCUGAGGAUGAAAACCUCCGGGAGAAGGGAGACUGGAGCCAGUUCACACUGUGGCAGCAAGGAAGGAAGAAUGAGAAUGCCUGCAAAGGAGCCCCGAAGACCUGUACUUUACUAGAAAAGUUCUCCGAGACAACAGGAUGCAGGAGAGGACAGAUCAAAUAUUCCAUCAUGCACCCUGGAACUCAUGUGUGGCCACACACAGGACCCACAAACUGCAGGCUCCGAAUGCAUCUAGGGUUGGUGAUUCCCAAGGAAGGUUGCAAGAUCCGGUGUGCCAAUGAGACCAGGACGUGGGAGGAAGGCAAGGUGCUCAUCUUUGAUGACUCCUUCGAGCACGAGGUGUGGCAAGAUGCCUCGUCCUUCCGGCUGAUCUUCAUCGUGGAUGUGUGGCACCCGGAGCUGACCCCUCAGCAGAGGCGCAGCCUUCCUGCAAUCUAAAAGGAAUCGUCACAGCCUUGGGUGCACUCCCAGGAGGCUGCCUUUCUGCUUCUCCUGGGGUGCAGAGACAGACAUUCAAGCGCUGUGACUCUUUGGUCCCCUUGCCUUGCAGCUAAAGACCUCUAAGGCUCCUUCUGGAUGGGAAAUCACUAAAUCACUGGGAGGAGUAUUUGCCUUACUGCAAUUCAUUUAGGAGGCCCCUGGCUUCAAGUCACCCAUGGCAGCACAGAUGUUCUGCCUGGACUGAAGGGGAACACUUGGCUGUGUCUACAUUGCUAGCCAAAGAUAUUUUUCUACAUGGAGUAGUGUACACGGAGGCUAUACCAUAUGGAGAAACUGUGAAUGAAUCACUUUCGUUUGUAAUUUUUCUAGGCAGUUAUAUUUUUCUAGGUAGCCAGACUAUUCUGUCACCAUCUACCGUGCGUUUCUGUCGACUUUGAUGAGAAGUACAAAUGCAUCCCUUCUGACUGUUAAGUAGUGAUUUUUCUGGUCAAUUCAGACAUAUGCCUUUUAGGAGAAAAAAACACUUGUGAAAAAGGCAACUUUAUUUUGUUUUCCUAAUAUAAAUGGGAAGUUGCUCUGGGAAAUAUAAACUGUGCCAACCCUUGCCCUUGGAUGUCCCUGUGUAUCUUCGUUUUGACUCAGCGUCUUCUCCUGUCUCUGUGCUUAUCACGAAAAUGCUACCAAGCUCUUAUUCCUAAGAGCAACGCUUUCUCUUUGACACUGAGCAAAGCCAUGGAAAUAUUUCAUGUUGUAAUAAGACAAUACCACAGAUAACGGGGCUCAGAGAAGAUCUAACAUGGAUGUGAACGUUUCCACUCAGGGUCAGGUGACCAGACAGCCUGGACUCUUUGCCUUCUGUGCACAGGACCUGGAAUCUGCAGUGGCCGCCUGUUCUAGGUCCACUUAGAUACCAAGAAGAUGGCUGCUUGGUUUCUGAGCGUCUCCUCACAAUUUUGUCCAUGUAGGAGAGCAGUGUAGGAAGUUCCCAGGAAUGCUGGGAUCCUCCCCCAGGUGGAGGUAGUAGAGUUUGUUGAGUUUUGAAUUUGCAGGCAGUUUCCGUCGUCCACAUUAAAAAAAAAGCCUGCCAUCUAAUAAUUAUUAUUUUGAAACAGCAUUUCACAUGUAUGUUUGAUCUGAGUACGGCCCAUGGCAUAGGAAGAAGAGCGGAAAGUCAUCUUGCUGCUCAUUCCAGAGAUGAUCAGUUCACCACUGCCUUUGAUUUUCUGUUUGACAGUUAAAGCUAAUUCAAGCCUCAGAAUGUAAUGCCAUUCGCGCACUGAUCUCUAAGCCAGUCGAGCAGCAGCGCUGCAGAAAUGACACGUAUUCCAGCCACAUAGGUGGACAAAACACAGAUGCAUUCUUUUCAUACAAUGUCAAAAGAAGAUGCUUUCUGGACCUCACUUAGCGAGCAAUUCUUUGAGAUUGGCAUUGAUCCUUUUUCUUUUAGCUUAAGGAUACUAGCUUUUAGUAGGAAGUUUACAAAAUAUGUGACCAUUCAUUAAAAAAAGGUACUUUUUCCUUCUUUUGUCAAUGUUCAAAAAUUCCUCUAAGGCAUGGAAGGAAAAUAGGAAAUCAUCCCCAAAUUCCAGAAAAGAAAACAAACUCUCAGAAAACAAAAGGUGUUUGUGUUCUUCAGUAUUUAUUAAAUGGAGGAACUUACUUACUGACAAAAGGCAAUACAAUUCAGUGUUCAUGUUGUGACACUCGGCUGCCUAUUGGUUUUGUUUCUCCGACAUAUUACAUACACAUAACAAAAUGCAAACCAUAUGUUCUCACUGUUAAACCGUCACCUUACAUUCAUGUCAUAAAAUGGUAGAAAUAAGUGAAAAUUAGCUUUUGACUAGUAAAUAUAACAUGGUUUUUAAAAUAUGGUCAUUACAGUAGGAUUCUAAAUAUUGUCAUGUGAAAAGCCAGAAGAACCAUUACUGUUACACAAGUUGGCAGUCGUUGACUCCAACAAUAUUUUGAGUACUUGGAUCCCACAUUUGUUUUAUAAACCCAAGCAAUAAAAGAUUUUCUGAUUCACUUUAA